Molecule: messenger RNA, 9009 nt
Organism: Lodderomyces margitis
Lineage: Eukaryota; Fungi; Ascomycota; Pichiomycetes; Serinales; Debaryomycetaceae
Exons: 1
Coding region: 1-9009 (3002 amino acids)
Biological process (GO): fermentation
Cellular component (GO): membrane
Source: RefSeq, a predicted model, not a curated record
AUGGCUUUCGAACCACAGUUUAUGGCGGUAGCUUCCAACGCAAACUAUAGUGUUUCGUUUUGGAUUUACUUUGUCGACUGGAUACUAUCCUUGGUUUUAGGACUUGCUUUCUUGUUCUACUUCCAUAAACUACUAGGGUUUCUAGUUACACUAAUAUGUAAACUUGUACUAUGGCAAACCUACCGCAUUAGGGUUCAUGUUGAUGCAUUUAAAUUGUCGCCACUAGGGGGUCGACUAUUUAUGAAGAAUCUAACAAUAGUAACAGCAGACUCAACUGUUUCUAUAUUGAAUGUCACAUUCACUUGGAGGUAUUGGAUACCAUCAUUAACAAGGCUAUCGGGGUUCUAUUGGGAUGCUGACUAUGAAACUGGUGGAAUUUCUCAGUCUCAAAAUGACAAACUGCCGUGCAGGUUUCUCGUUGUGGUAGAAGGGUUGGAGAUUUUCACUUAUAACAAAACCGGUGCCUACGAUAAUAUAAUAGAUAUCUUGAAUGGGAAGAACGGAAAUGGUCAGGACAAUGACAGGAAUGAAAAGGGAGAAAAUAGAGUAGAUGGGGAAGACGAGGGAGAGAAGGAAUCAAGCGCUUUUUCAGAUGACUAUGACGCUCGUGGUCAACGCGAUGAGAAGGAUCUGAAUGAUGCCGAUAACGAAUCUUCAAAAGACCCUUAUGUACGCACUAAACGCUCAUUACCACUUUUGUUGCAAAUUUUACCUAUAGACUUCAAGAUAAAGAAGGGAUCAUUUGUAAUUGGAAACGUCACAACACCAUCCAUUAUAGUUGCAUCAUUCAAAUAUGGAAGGGGAUUGUUGGACAUCACCAAAGCACCAAAUCCUGCUGACUAUUACAGGAUUCUACACGACUUCCAGUUUGACGAAUUUCAGAUUUGGAUGAGGCCGAAUAUUGGAUUCGACAAGUAUAGAUACGGGAAAGAAGAACAUGAAAAAGCGCACUCAGGCAGUGGUAGAUUAGAUAAUUUGCGUGAUAUAAAAUCAUAUAAACUUUGGUAUAAGUUUUUGGUUGCCAGUAGGUGGAUUGGCCGGAAAGUAGAACAAAAGCUUCAAAGAAGACCCAGUUCCAACGAUUUCAGUCAAAAAGACGAAUUUGACUGGAAAGGUUUAAAAAGAUACGUAGGGGACGCCGAAGAGCCAGGAAUAGUGGCCCUUCUUAGCAGUGAUGAGCAAUAUGCAAAAUAUAGCUUAAUUCUUGACUCCACAAUGACUAGGUUCGUGUAUUUUUACGAUUCACCAGGAAUACAAUCGGCUAGCACAAAAUUAUCUGAAAGGGCAGCGCCAGAACUGGGACUUGAGAUUGAGAUUUCAUUUGGAACAAUGCAUUACGGGCCAUGGGCCGACAGACAAAGAAUCCCACUUCAGAAUAUGUUAUUCCCUUCUCUUGCUAGGGAUUCACAUCCUACUACAAACUUUUUGAAGGCGGGCCUUAAAAGGGAGUAUGAGGGAUUUAAGCUUACCGUUAUCGUCAGAGACGAGUUGGUGGUUAGAAUACCUACAAGGGAAGCAAGUAAGGACAAGGAAUUUUUAAAGCAGAAUCAGAAUCAGAAUCAGAACCAUCAAGCAUUUCAAAAGACAGCGCGACCAUUCGGCUGGCUCGAGAUUAAAGUUGCCGAAGGAUCAAAUGUGGGGGUGUUUACUUCUUUUGUAUCAAACAAGGAGAAAGGUUUUCCAAACAAGCUAAAGGUGAACCUUAGCAACCCAGAAAUUAGGUCCUCGGUGAACCAUGAUGUUUUAUAUUCAGCAGACUCACACGAGAUUGAUGCUGAUGUUACCCUCCCAUUAGAGUGGAAUGGCCAAUGUAAUUGGACAUUCGAUCAAGUCAGUUUGAAUCCUAGAUUGUUCUUAUUAAGAGAACAUCUUUUCUUAUUGUCUGAUCUUUUCACUGACUUUGCCUCGGGCGAACCACAACCGUAUGAAAACUUUAGACUUUUUUUGUACAAAAUUAAUUGGAAAUUGAUCAACUAUGAACUUUUUUUAAAUGUGAAUGAUUCAAACAUCAUCAACAACCCAUUAGAUUUCAAUAGCAACAAGUAUUUAUCAUUUCAAGGUAAGGAGCUUAAUCUAGAUGUAUCUGUUCCUUUGAAUGGUACUAGCUCCAAAAAGACAACGAUUUCUUAUACCUUGAACACUCCUCAUUUUGAUUUGAUUCUCGACACUCCUCCGUGGCACACAGUCAACGCAUUUUUGAAAGGAUCCAACACCGUUGGCAAGAGUGGUCCAUUUCUGGUUCAAGGUGCUUACACAUUUUACAGCGCUGUUGAGGUCAACACUGCAAAUUGCGUUGAAAUUAACUGUAUUGGAGAUGAUAUAUGCCUCAAAUUUUAUGGGUUUGUGGUACGCUAUUUGUUUACCAUAAAGGAUAACUAUUUCGGAGAGCAUGUGCAUUUUAAAACUUUUGAGGAGUACAAUUAUGGUAGUGUGAGUUCAGAGUCGCUCAAAGAUUCACAAUCUCUCAAUGGUUCGACAGAGGAUGACAAAGAUUACUGGAAUAUGAUCAAAGCUGAAAAUGAUGUGGAUGUGCUUUUCAAGUUUCAAGUUAGAAACGGACUAAUGCUUCUUCCUCGAAACUUGUACAGCUGUGCAAGUCACAUAGGAUUACAUUUUGACAUGUUGGAUGUUGACAUGCGGUUCUGCAACUACUAUAUGGAUAUGCAAGUCGAUUUCAGUCCGAUUUCUGGAGUUUUUAUCAACGCAGACGUGGAACCCAAGGGUUUAAUGGAUGUGUCCAGCUACGUUGACAAGUAUUUCUGCUCCGAUAUUGACAUGCAUGUGGACGGAUUCAAUGUUCAUUCGCACCGAAUGUUUAGUGCCCCUCCGGAAGAAGUGACCUUUUGGUGCAAAUGGGAUUUCUGCUUCGGAGACUGGGUUAUUGAUAGUAACCCUUACUUCCUACAAUGUUUGACUUCCGGUCUAUUAAACUUUGGUGUAGGAUUUAAAGACCAAGCUAAUGCAUUGGAAGAAUUAUUCCCACCUGCCUUUGAUGCAGCGAAUUUUUCAAUUCGAUGCUCAAAAUUUGUUUUCAAAGUGAAACCAGAUGCAGUUUCUUACGUUGAGAUAAUAUUCGAUGAUAUUUUGUUGUCGAUGAAUGAUGUACCUAAUAUGAGGUACUCCAGCAAGUUAGUGGUUUCUAUACCAGACAUCUCUGCCAAAGUUGUUGCCAUAGAUAAUGAAAAGCAUGAGAUAAUAUUGGCAGCAAUCAGCACUUCAAUUGUUUUCACAAACAUAUGCCAAAAGGCUGAUAUGAUUGGCUUAAGGGAGGCAAGAGAACUUCAUGUUAGGGACGGGGAUGCACCUUUCCAUAGAGCUCCCUUUCUUUUAUUUGAAGAUUUUAGAGAUUCGGUGUACAAAAAAAACAAGGGUUGCCUUUUAACAACCAUGUCUCUUCCUAAAGUGCAUGUACCACUCACAGAGGCAACCCUGAAUAAAUGGAUGCGAAAAGGUCUGCUGUCCUCAGUUGAUUCAGACACGUCAUCCUGGACUUUGUCAAACAAGUCUUCUGAUGUUGAAUUGCCCACAGUGAAUUACUGGGAUGAUGAUUUUUGCCCAUCUUACGCAGUAGAUCCAGAUACAGAGUAUGACAACUUGAUUCUCGAGGUUGGUGACGUUAAGUCCUUUAUAAGUCCUGCAUGUUUACCAGUCGUUUACAAACUUGUCCGAGCAUAUGAAGAUUUUGAUCUAGAAUCGAUAAUGGAUCAAGUAGGAGCCACAACUAUCAAAGUACUCCAGAAUCUUAUGCGCUCUUGGAAAGAAGUCAAAAACUUGCGAUUGAUUAAUCAUAACCUUGUUUUAAAUGUUGGUCUACACCCUCUUAACCACAUGGAGGAUUUAAAAGACUUUGAACAAGACAAGGGUAGUGUCACGUUAAGAGUCGCCAAUUUGUCUUUGGCAUUAUCGAGCAAGACAGAGCUUUCAACCAAGUCAGGUAAAAUUGAGCUUGAUGAAAGCAUGACAUUAGCAUACCAUGUGGGAAUUUUGGCUUUGAGUUGUCAGCAAAAGAAUACACACACAAUGGCAUUAGUUUUGAACAUACAAGACAUAGAGGGUUGGUUGGACAAAACCAAAGAAAGUAGUGACGGAUCAAGUCGGUAUGACUACUUGGAUGGUGAUGUCGAUGUCGAACAGGCUCAAUGGCUCGUAGAUGAAUUCGAGCAAAUCAGUCAAGACUUUACUCGGGAAUUGAAAGUGUUUGAAAAAUUACAAAGUAAACGGGCCACUCAUGCCAAUUUAGUUUAUGCAUUAACGGUUGCUUCCUCUGAGUUUGCUAUUGAUCACGACCCAGACGUUCUUACACGUCCAGCUUACUUUUUAAGGUUGAAAUCUGAACAUAUAAGAUUUUUUGAUGGUUGGAAGGUGACUGCUCGACUUCAACAUAUACUUCGUACUUUGCCCAAGUCGUGGAUCGAUGAUACGACGGCAAAAUUUAAAGCACACGCGUACGAGCUUCCAGCCAAUGCGUACGAGCAAGUCUUGGAUAUAUUCUCAGGGUGGAGAACAUGGGAAGCGAAUCAACAACAGAGGCUUUAUAUGUUCAAGAGAAUAUUUGGAAAGGAGCUUCUGGAAGUUGCAAAGAAAACUUCCAAGUAUGAUUUUGUGGGAAUUUCAACAACUUUCAAAGGUGGCGACCGUAAAGAUCCAACAUUUGUCAAUCUCGAAGAACUUGAUUUUAGUUUCAAGAGUACAUUUGACGAUUCGCGAGGGGAUUUAUCUGCUGUUGCAGAAAUGGUUGUGAAAUUGAAUUCCUACGAAAGUAAAAUUACAAAGGAGAUUUUUGAAAUCGCAAAAACAUUCCUCCUGAAGCGUGUUGCCAAUAAGCAUGAUUCUGUUCUGAGCCGGGAGGAAAGCACAGGUGACUUCAAGACAAAGGCGGCAGAAACUAUACCAGAAGCACACCCUUCCGUCAAGACAACAACAAAUAUAGUAAUCGACGUGAAGGCGUUUGAGCAAACCUUGUCUUUGUUCACAACCUCUAUAGGUAUCAGAUUGCACGACUUGUUGACCCAUAUUGAUUCCAGUGACAUUUCGAAAGGACAUAUCUAUGCGUUUAAAGCCAAUGAAGCAGAAUUGCGAAGUACAGUACAUUCAAAGAACGUGUUGAUGCAGAAAUUUAUGGAAAUGCAACUUUUAUUUGCUCUAUCUGACAAGGCUUCACACAUGGACGUGGAGAUAGGCGCUUCGCGGACCUUUCUUUUCGACAAAAAUGAUGAUGUUGUUAGCUCACUACGCGCGGUUUUAGAGGACGAAUAUCCGUACGUGAUGGACUUGAUAGACUUGGUGGACUCUGUCCCAAAGAGAUCGAAUUUGGCGCCUGCUCACCCCAAACAGCCAAAGGCUAUGUCAGCCUCAGUGAAGUUGAAGGAAGCAAUCUGGAAUUUGGGUGUUUUUCAUCCUCUUCUGGCCUCUGGUGCUGUGUUGAAUACCGCCUUCACUACAUCCAUAAUCAAUGAUGUUGUAUUAUCGAAGUUGCAAGUCGAGAGGCUCCGAAGUAACUUAGGUUUUGAUUUGAACAACUUACUUGAAUUACAAGCUUCAGAUAUUAUGGCUUCUAUGUCAUUUUGCAAACAGGAAAAGUUUUCAAUGAUAACUUCAAACGUGUCUUUGGGGUACUUUAAGGCUAUGUUACCAGAUCUAAACCGGGGCAUGAAAUUAGCCACUGAAGAUAAAGUGGUGCUUGAGCGGCAAGUAAACGAUAUAACAGACUUGCUCAAAAAGGUUGCCUCUACCGAGAAGGCAGUCCAAGAAAAAUCCGAAAGCACGCCCUAUCUAUUUAAAUUCAGAUUUAGAAACGAUUACGCGGAAGUGUCGACCGUUGUCCAAAGAGCUAGUGUCAGUUUUGGUUUAGAAGGGACGACUUUGAAUUUGAGUAAUGUUUCCACAACUCAACCAUUAGAAAGGAACCCUACAAAUUGCAAAGUUCCAUUAUACGGUGAUAUUUCGCUACCGGCAAUUAGACUCACAUUAAUGGAAAAGGGAAUACCAAUUGGUUUAUCCAACAUUUUAUCAUUUGGUGUUUCGGUGAGACUUUUUAACGACGUAGAUACACCAGGAAACCGUCAAAAUUUACAAGUGGAGUCACAAUAUUUCCGAGUUUGUUUAUCGGAACCAGUUGUAUUGUCGGCAAUAUCGGUGGUUGACGAGGUUAUGAAGUAUUUUCCAAAUACAAAAGAAGCUUCACAAGUGCCACCACCGGAUGCAAUUCAAUCACCAGAUGCAGGGAGAAAUACAUUGGAACUGUGGAUAUACACCAAAUUUUCAGCAUUCCAGUUUUUAUUUUACGACUUUUGCAUUGGAUGGCUUUUCAACGAUACUUCCAAGGAAAAUCCUGGAAUUAUAGUAGGUGCUGAGAAGUUUUUUGCAGCAACUGAGGAGAGUUUAGGAAAAUUCACAUUAAUGGGAUCUUACUUUUCCAUUGCAAAUGGCAAUCAAUCUUCUAAUUUCUACAGCUCGGAGACGGAACAAGUGCGUUUGAAUAGAGCUUUCCUUCCAAUGUUGCAAUUGAUAUUCAUGAUUGAGAAACAAUCAAAAGCAUCGAGACACUUGGGAAUAACCCUACGUGGAGAUGAAAUAGAUGUCAAAUUCUUGUCAACCUCAAUCGGAAAUACUAUUCAAAAGUCGGCCGCUCAAGCCUCAAGGAUUCAAAAGUAUUUGGAACGAAGAGAAAGUACUCGUCCUUCUGGAGAAAAGAAGGAAAAUAGCGAGAAAACGACCAAGCAGCCAUCUGUGCACACCUCAUUCCAAUCAAUUGAAUUUAGUUCUGCCUUUGCUGGGUCAAAUGUGUCCAUCUAUAGGUUGGAAGACGAGGAACAGGAGAGUACGCCGUCUUUGUAUAUGCACGCGCCUGCUUUCAAUACGACAUUUAGAUUCACAAAAAUGAAGGAUUCCAAGAAUCAGGUCAUGGGAGAAGUAGUGAUAUCGCAAUCCGAAAAUGUUCUAUUCCCAAAGUGUGUCCCAGUUUUCUUGGAUUUGGCGACUAGCACUAAAGAUUUGAUGCGUAGUCCAAAGCCAGCUAAGGAAAAGUCGGACGACGAUAAUGCAAAUAAUACAGACUUUAUUGAGAGUUUACUUCAAGAGAUGGAUAUCCAUUUUGGACUUCGAAUUGAGAAGCAAUUUCUUACGCUCAGUUGUGAACCAACAGCCAAAGUGGCUGCAGUUGUUGGACUUGAGGGCAUUCAUGUACAAUUGAAUACAGACAAGGGAACAACUCCAAGCUUCACAGUAUCGAUGCUAUCGGACUGGGUUUCGGCUUCAUUGCAACAUGUGUAUUCAAGAGAAAUCAGUGCGUCGAUGAAGGUGGAGAAAAUCCUUUUGCUGAGUAACUUUGAGAUCGGAGCAAAGAAUCAAAACAUUACAUCGGGAUGUUUGACUGAAAUGAAUGGGUUUGUUAACGUCAAGCAAUAUCAAGAUGUCGAUUUAUUCAAGGAUAUUUGGUUUCCAAAAGAGUUGUUUGAAAUCUACGCCACAGAAGAUAGAGUGGAAAAAGGCCAUGAAAAACAGGAUCGACAAGCUUCUGAAUUGGCUCAAGAUAAGAAUAUUUCUGCAAAGUUCAAAGAAGUAUCGACCACUUAUGCCUUCCCCUGGAUAGUCCUUUUUGUCGCAAAUGCUAUCAAUCUUGAAGUAGAUUUUGGCCAGUCUUUGGGUGUUUCGAAUUUAACUAUUGAGAAUUUUUGGGCAGUAUCCAAAAAGUCACUCGACUGGUCUCAAGACUUGAAAACCGGAAUCAAUGCUAUUAAAUUAUCGUCCAAAGGUAGGUUAGGUGGAUUCUUGACCAUUAAUGAUGUCAAUUUACACACUGCUAUAAGUUGGAAACUUAAAGAUGGAGAUACUUUGGAUGUACCGUUGAUUUUACUAUCAGGAGGUGUUGAUAAGUUGGUCGCAAAAGUGUCGUUUGAUUACAAUGUUGUUGCAAUUGCCAAUUUUGAAUGUUUUUCGAUGGACAUAUACAAUCGAAAGGGAGCGGUUUCAAUUGCCAAGGAUCAUUUGUUCGUUAACACCAAGUUCAAUGUAGCCGAGUUGUACGUGACUUCUUUAACAGCUUCGAACUUUGUUGAUAUUGGCAAUACGAUAUCCCGUAUGAUCCAAGACAACCGAAGGUCAUACAAGGAAACAUUGAGGGACUCGAGCAGAGACAACUCGACCAACAAAAAGGCGUCGUCACGCUCGCACUCAAGUGAUGACAUUUUGAAGACCAUCAAGAAGUUACAGACAAAGAUCUACGCUUCAGCAGGAAAGAUUUUGGUUCAUAUAUACCCAUCGUCAAUUGAUAAUUCCAAAGUGUUGGUGAUAAACUUGGACGAGUCACGGAUCAAGUUUCAACAAAAUGAAUAUGGCCGCAAGGUUGCAAAUGAGUUGGAUUUACAGUUUAAUGACUUGAAAGUCUCGUUGUCGAGCGUUGCUGCCGUGGAUGAAGCUUUUGUAGAAAAAUGUACCGUUGAUGAGUUUGUUGACGUGGCACACAAGGCAAAGGGAGGCAAUAUAUUUGUCUUUCCUUCGUUUAGGAUAUCCAUGCGGACGUUCCAGCAGGACAAAACGAAUGUCAUUGAAUACUACUAUCAAUCAACAUUCAACGGAACGGUUGACAUUCGGUGGAACUUGGGGUCAGUCAACUUUAUCCGAGAGAUGUACUCGAUCCAUUCAAAUGCGUUGGCAUCUAGAUUGGAGUAUCGACAUAGAAUGAGGACACUUGAUGAUAUUGAAAACUCGAAAUCUAUCUUGAAACAGCAAUUGAAUGCCGAAGAUCCAACCAAAGACAUCGACGAUGCUAUCCAAGAGAGGCUCGAAAAGGCCGAGACAAUGUCAAAGUUUCAAUACAUGGCUUUGGCCCCGCCUAUUAUAGAAGCGCCACAGUUAAAAGAGCUAGGGAAUGCAACACCCCCAUUGGAGUGGUUUGGAUUGCAUCGCGACAAGUUUCCUAACUUUACACAUGAGUUGGUAAUUGUAAACUUGCAAAAAUUGGUUCAUGAGAUUGAGGUACGUUAUUCAAAAACCUUGGGGAAAGCGUAG